GGCGUGCCCGGGAGGCCUGUGUGGCGACUCGGCGCGAAUUUCGCUUUCACUUUGGGCCAGGCCGGAGGCGGCGGGGCCGUCCCAAACGACUGCGGCUGGGCACCCGGGGAGUUAAUCUGAAAGAGCUGCAAAUCCCACAGGCUGAACUUCACGUGUCACCGAGAAGGUGAUGUAGAGAGAGACAGAGAGAGAAAGCAAGCAAGAGACCAGAGUCCCGGGAAAGUCCUGCCGCGCCUCGGGGCAAUUAUAAAAAUGUGACCCCCUGGGUUGGCCUCCUAAACACCUCACCUGCUGCAUCCAGCGGUCGGCAUCCAGCUGCUGGUUCAGUGUCUGCGCAGAGCCCGCUCAGCAUGUGCCCACCGCGCGGCCUCCUCCUUGUGGCCACCCUGGUCCUCCUAAACCACCUGGACCACCUCAGUUUGGCCAGAAACCUCCCCAUAGCCACACCAAGCCCAGGAACGUUCCAGUGCCUCUACCACUCCCAAAACCUGCUGAAGGCGGUCGGCAACAUGCUUCAGAAGGCCAGGCAAACUCUACAAUUUUACUCCUGCACCCCUGAAGAGAUUGAUCAUGGAGCUAUCAUAAAAGAUAAAACCAGUACAGUAGAGGCCUGCUUACCACUGGAAUUAACCACGAAUGGGAGUUGCCUGCCUUCCAGAAAGGCCUCUUCUGUGAUGACCCUGUGCCUUAGUAGUAUCUAUGAGGACUUGAAGAUGUACCAGGUGGAGUUCAAGGCCAUAAAUGCAAAGCUUUUGAUGGAUCCUAUGAGGCAGAUCAUUCUGGAUCAAAACAUGCUGGCAGCUAUCGAUGAGCUAAUGCAGGCCCUGAAUUCCAACAGGGAGACCGUGCCACAAAAACCCUCCCUUGAAGAACUGGAUUUUUAUAAGACUAAAGACAAGCUUUGCAUCCUUCUUCAUGCUUUCAGAAUUCGUGCAGUGACUAUCGAUAGGAUGAUGAGCUACCUGAAUUCUUCCUGAAAAGCUGAGGUCUCUCCCAAACUUCAAGUCAUUUUUAUAAAAAUCUGAACCAAAGAAAUUUUAAUAGGAUGUGGGAAGAACUAGGGAGAGGGUGGCUUUACCUCGUCCUACUACCGUGUUACCCCAAAAAUAAGACCUAACUGAAAAAUAAGCCCUAGCAUGAUUUUUCAGGAUGACAUCCCCUGAACACAUGCCCUAAUGCGUCUUUUGGGACAAAAAUUAAUAUAAGACCCGGUCUUAUUUUCAGAGAAACACGGUAGUACAGUAAUUUGCAUGUUGUUUAUAUCUGUCACCACCCAAAAGUUGAACUAUUAUAGUCACAUGAUUCCUUUCAUCAAGUAUGUUUCACAUUUCCUACGGAUAAUUUGUUUUAAAGUUUUAAUGAGCAAAUUGCUAAGGAGGAAAAAAUUUCUUCACUGAAUGUUUUUCUUUUUAAUAGGAGAGCAAGAAUUUAUAAGCUAUUUCUAUAUCAAA
Rhinolophus ferrumequinum (greater horseshoe bat) is the source of this 1451-nucleotide messenger RNA. RefSeq names its product interleukin 12A (gene IL12A). Bases 351 to 977 code for a protein of 208 amino acids. The transcript is spliced from 6 exons. The record is from RefSeq and is a predicted model, not a curated record. NCBI's taxonomy places the organism in Eukaryota, Metazoa, Chordata, Mammalia, Chiroptera, Rhinolophidae. Gene Ontology annotation, molecular function: growth factor activity; interleukin-12 receptor binding. Gene Ontology annotation, biological process: immune response. Gene Ontology annotation, cellular component: extracellular region.